CAAGGGUUAAUUUUAGGCCAGCUCAACACAUUGCCGAGACACUCGGCGAGUUUGUCUUGUUCCGACACGGAUGAGUCUUGUCAUACACAUCCAAUAUGUGUUUCGAACAAAGAAAACGUUGUCCAGAUGAGGCCGGUUACAGGUUGAGUGCAAGCUCGAGAUGAAGUAGGAGACUGCUAGUAUGGCAACUUCGGGACGGAUGUUGAACAUAGGACCUCGGCAACCAGCUGUGGUAACUGGUCGGUGUUGAGCGCACUCGUUCGCAGUAGUGUCGCACCAUGGAGACCCUUCGAUUCCUUCGGGGUUGUUUGUGGACCUGGGGCACACGCAGUUGGUGUGAUGCCGUUAGACGGGUUGGUAAGUCUUGUGAUUGCAGCGCCGAAGGCAGAAACUACAAGGGCCGCAUGAAGUGUGCACUCCUCGUUCAAUCGAAGGACCUAGCUCAUGUGAGCAGUUCGACCUUCCUUCACUUCAGAUUGAUGAAGUUGAGCCUGAGGUGCUUCUUGACUAUGCGAGCAUUCCAUUUUACUCAUGCACGCGACAUCACCUAAUCUAUGUAUCCAGGCUUGCGGUUUAUUCUAUGGGGCGGUGUUCCUUAGACUACGCAGAAUUUGCAUAAUCUGUAGCGAAGACGCGUCAAGAUAGAGGAUCCUGAAAAGGUAAAACGGAUAUUCAUGUUUAACAGACAUGCUUUGUUUCCUAGAGAGCUGCAUAAUCAUUGAAUUCCAAAUCAGAUAUUAUUUCUAAGGCAAAUUUAAGUGAUAAACCAGAAUAGAAAAUAUAAAUAAUUCUUUGAUUCAGGUAACUAAAAUUCAACCAUGACUCAUUGAUGACGUUCUUGUGAUGCGAACAGUACGUCACACCUGGUAACUUCCAAGUUCUGAUCAUGGUUCUCUAAUCUGAAUUGUCAUUUUUUAGAAAUAUUUCACUAUAGGGAUGGAUCACUGGUAGAAAUUAUUAUUUAGUCAGAAAGCAUCAAUAUCAUUUUUUUUUGACGUAAAAGCACUUGAUUAGUUUUUCAAACUCAUACUCGUUUUUAAAUCUCGAACUGUUCAGUUUUACUAGAAGUCAAAUUUUUAUGCUUAUUGAAAGAAUUGUUAUAUGGUUAAUUUAUCAUCAAAAGAAACAUGAACAUUGUAUCAUGUAAAAUCAUUUUAAAUAGUACCUAUAUGAUUAUUUAUGUAUAAAUAAAUUCACAUUAAUUUUAGAUCAUAUUGUAAUACUGCUUUAAACUUUCUAUAUUCAGAAAACUUGGGUAAAAGGUGUACCUUGCUUAUUAUAGGCUGUGGGAAAUAAUCAGACAUGAUUGCUUCAUUCGUGAAGAAUUUUCUCACGUUUCAAUUCUCAUACUUUGCUUUUUCAACCUUGAAGGGUAGUGAGCCAUGUGUCGAGAACAAAUUCUGGUCGUGCCACUUUAAGUGAGAUGUUUCUUCUCCUCUGAUAAGCUUUGAACCAUAAAUAGCUUGAAUGACACACAGUGGUCGGCAACAGGUAUACUAGUGCAAAUCAACUAUUACUUCUUUCGGUGUUUCUGAGAAAUCUAGAUUUGUGUUGCUGAUACACAGACGACAGAUUCAGAAGAACUAUAACACUACUUACCUUCUAUCCUUCAGCAGGAAGAGAGGAACGCGCAAGUUGUCUAACCCGGGACUUGGUCCUUUUCAUUUUGGGCUCAUUUACGUAUGACUGGUGCGAGACCCAAGGAACGCUGGGUAAAAAGGAAGUUCAAGAGCUAUUACGAGAAUAAAAGAAGACGUAGGCCGUGAAAAGUUUCAUCAAGAGUUAUGGAAUGGUUAAAUGUGUCUGUAGCCCCGCUAACGGCGAAGGUAGACAAGGGAUCGAGGAGAUUACUUUUAGAAGAAGACAGAUUUGAAAGGUUUAGAGGGUUGGCAGUGUUGGAGAGGCAAUUGAGUGAGAAGAGUUCGUUGUUUAGGGUGCGAAGUGCUAGAGCUCAGAGAAGUGCAUUUAAUCGUUCCAAUACCUACUUGGGCUUCCGCUUCGUCGUCGUCUGCGUACGCUGCAUUUCAAAAGUCGAUGAGACGUCACGCGAAAGCAGUCCGUGCUCAUCCUCGGUUGCUUCACUCUUCUUUCUCAACCUGUGCUACUGCAUUUGAGGUAAUUCGAAUCGGCCUUGUCGGUAGACACGCCGACUGCCCUUGCUGUAGUUAACAGACGUUUUUUCUGAGCGGCCUCUCAUCAUCUAGUUGACAAAAAGUUAUCCAUGAACGCAAAAAACAGUUAAUACUUGAUAGUUGAAGACAAGAAGCUGUGCGUUUUUUAGGCUCAAAAGAGUAAUGUCUGGGGUUUGUUGGUAUCGAGCAACUGUUUGAUGUCAUACAAUGCAAUUUAGGCAUUUCACCAAUUUCUUUCAGUUUUCAAAGGUUGGUUGGAGAAUUGUAUGAACUCUCUUUAAUGUUUGAAAAUUCUUUGUACUAUUAACUCUUUCUGCUCUUAAAAGAAGUUAGGUCCCUAAGGAAGUUCUCUAAGUGGGUGCUCUUUGAUGAGAUUAAAUUUCAAAGCGACAAUCUUGUAAGUACAACCUUGUAAAUUAGAAGUAAAUACCUAGAAAAGAGUUUUCAGAAGAGUACAAGAAUGAUACGCGAGCGAUCAGGUUUUCUUAACGGUUUAAUCAUCCAUGAUUAGGCUUAACCAACUGUACAUGAUAUCUGAAUCUUUAUCAAGCAGUUUGUAUAGGUAUCUCAGACACAUUUGCUCACAAUAGAUGGAGCAUGGUGCGGACGCGAACGUGGUAGCAUUGAACGUUGCCAAUAAUCCAGAGAUUCGUCCAAUCGAGGAUGCAUUGGAUGAGCCUUUAGUACAGUUACAUCUAUUUCCACUGAUUCCUGGAUAUGUUGAUGAUGUCAUUUAUCCAGAAAAUCGUCCUAUCCGAAAUCAAGAUCAAGUGGAUCCUAUCAAUCUCGAGGAUUUUCAGAGGAAUUUAUUUGAGUUAUUUAAUGUUCGAGAAGGUCGAGUUGAUGGCACUGCACAAACUGUCGAAGUCGCGGAGGUCAUAGAGGAAUCUGAUGACGACAAUGAGUAUGAUCUCCCGGCUCAGAGGGUCUCUUCGAAUAGGUUGAACGCUCUUCACCAACCGGGGUCCAGCAGCAUCUCCCCUCAGAUCUAAUAGCAUCUGAUCUAACAUUGUUCAUCAGUUCUCUGAACGAUACUGACCUGAACGAAAUUACACAUCGUCGAAAAGUAACAUGGCUGCAGACUGCAGGAGAUCAAACGAUUUCGAAAUUUCUGGAAUCUUUUCAAGUAAUUCUCAAAGGCUUACUCUUAGUUACCUCGUUUAAUAAUCUGAUAGUAUAAAUGUUUAUGGCCACCUGGUUGUUUAUGUAGACUUUCAUGGUAUUAUCAAUUACAACCCAUGGCCCGAGUUAGAACUUUUUUCUCCCUGAUUAAAACUAGCAUUUAUUGUUCUAGCAGUUUUGACCUUUGGGUUGUUUCACUUCGGCUUUCGAACCGUGUCGUGCAUCCUCUAGUAACGCGUGAUUUACUAGUGAAAAGUAUAACUUCUCCUAAAGAUAUACGUGUGGAUUUUUGAAUUAAAGUUGUUCACACCUGUUAUCUACGUGUAUAGUGCUUUGUUGUAUAGCUCCGAAACAAAAGGUUAUGGGCUCUAGGCUUCAAACCUGCACAUGACUGAUUAGAUUGCUGAUUACAUGGUUGCAUAUCAAAAGUAUUAUUCAUCGCAGUAUUCUGUA
This is a messenger RNA of Physcomitrium patens, 3707 nucleotides long. The record is from RefSeq and is a predicted model, not a curated record. Lineage: Eukaryota; Viridiplantae; Streptophyta; Bryopsida; Funariales; Funariaceae.